Messenger RNA from Nasonia vitripennis (jewel wasp), 8306 nucleotides. RefSeq names its product probable serine/threonine-protein kinase yakA. NCBI's taxonomy places the organism in Eukaryota, Metazoa, Arthropoda, Insecta, Hymenoptera, Pteromalidae. Gene Ontology annotation, biological process: regulation of transcription by RNA polymerase II. The transcript has 2 exons. The coding region runs from base 819 to 4253 and encodes 1144 amino acids. The record is from RefSeq and is a predicted model, not a curated record. Gene Ontology annotation, molecular function: RNA polymerase II cis-regulatory region sequence-specific DNA binding; DNA-binding transcription factor activity, RNA polymerase II-specific.
GAAUUCCAACGGACAGAACAGUGCCGUCGGUUGUGCGAGGCGGGUCUCUCGAGACGCGCUGCAUAUACACGUAUAUACGGAGUGAAGGAAACGUCGCCGCCGCCGCCGCAGCCGGCGAACGCGCACAUCGGAGCGGAGCGUACGACUGUGUUUACCUGCUCGGCUACGGCAACCUGUUCGAAUCGACGGCGCGUCGUCGCAGUCGAUGAAAGGACGCAAUCGACGCCGGGCCUGAUGCUCGACGCACGGCAUCGUGAUACAACUUGUUGUUUGUGAUACGCGCAGAGCUCUCUCCGCACGGCAGUCAGGAGAGCAAACGGGACGACAUCGAGACUCUGACCUCGCCGAGGCCCCCGGCCUCGCUCCAGCUGCAGACGCAAGGUACUUAUUGCUCUAGCCGAUGUGGAGAACGCGCCACGCUAACAUGUGACUCGUCGAGCCCGGCUGCUGGUCUUCUUUUUUCUUUCGGCCUUUCGUUUGAUUUUCAAAAUUCCCGGUGACGCAGAUAAAAACAGAUAUGAAAAGUACGAUGCCGUGCGAGCGCAGCAGCGAUUCGUCGUCCAACCGGUGCGCCAGCACAUCGGCAGUCUGCACGCCUCGGACUCUGAGCAGUUCAGCCGAUCGUUCAUGAGAAAUGUAGAACGCGCUGUAGCUUCUUGUUUACUAUUUUCAGUUGCGUUAUUGUUUCGGUUAUCGAAUAAUCCAGCGGCUAUCGUGGCAGCCUGUGAUUGUGUGCGCGAGUGACUUGCAUUGACAAACGAACAAGCGAGUGGACAAUUCUUGCGCGGAGAAUCGAGCAAGAUAGAGACAUUUCCACUAUGAGUGAGAUAACAAGCAUCGUCGAGCAACAGCAGCAGCAGCAGCAGCAGCAGCAGCAGCAACAGCAGCAACAGCAGCAACAGCAGCAGUAUGUGGCUGGAGGGGUCGGCGGGGCAUCGAGCGACAAGUCGUCGCUGCACUGCAAAGACUGCCGCAUGAACUUCGACAGCAGCAGCAGCCUCGAGGUGCACCUGCGCUACCAUCACCAAGAGAACCUCAUGAGCCAGUGGGCCAGUCAGGCCAGCCAGGAGGAGAGCAACAACAACAACAGCAAGGCCGGUAACCACAACAGCGGCCCGGCCGCUGGCCCGCCAGUGCAGCACGUGCAGAGCGCUCCGAUCGUCAAGCGGGAGAGCAUCACGGCUCCGGCCGACUCGAGCGAGUCCUCCUCGAGGCCGCCCUCCGAGGGUCCGACCUCCAGUUCCGUCAGACUGCAACAGCAACAGCAGCAUCACCUCCACCAGGAGCAGCAACAGUUCAACCACCACUUCAACACGCCGAUGUUCAGCGACACGCAGUACUUCAUGCAUAACGAGACGCCGUACAUCCUGCCGUCCCAGCAGCAGCAACAACACCAUUACUCGCCGGACCGGCCUGACGAGGCCGAUCCAUCGCAGCGAGGCGCGGGCAGCUACGCCAGGUACCACCCGUACCAGCACACGCAGCACUUUGCUUCACCGGCGCCGGUCGAGCGCGUCAACUCGGUCAGCUCGACAAGUCCAAGGAGCCCGCUGCAGUGCGACAAGUGCGGCGCCGUCUACGAGGAUGCCGGCCAGCUGGCGGAGCACGUGCGCGCCAGCCAUCCCGGCUCGCCGGCCGCUUACGCGCCGCCGCCGCCGCCGGCUCAGUCGCAGCAGCAGCCGCCGCAGCAGUAUCAACAGUUGGCAGCCAGCAGCCCGCAGCAGCAGGUUACGCAAUCGCAGCAGAGCCAGGCGCAGACGCAGCAGCAACCGAUGCACGCCUCGCCCCCACACGGUCAGCCUAAUCAGCACCCCUCGCAGUCGGCUGGAUACGAUUUCACUGGCGGAGUCAUCAAGUCCGAGGCCAAGCAGGAGCCCGAGGAGCAGGCCGAGAUUCUCGACCUCGAUUCUCACAAAGUUCAAACGCACAGAUACGAAGAGGAGUUCAUGAGGUUCCAGCACCAGGAGAUGCACAUGCAGAUGCAGCAUCAGGUGAUACAGCAGCAGCACGGGCCACGCGGCGCCACGCACUCGGUCAGCUCGAUGCUGAGCUGGCCGCCGCCGGCGUCGCAGCCCCACGACUACCACUCGGGCCUGUCGCCGAUGGGCCCCAUGGAUAGCGUCUCGCCCCUUCAGGAGCAGCAGAACCAGUUCAUGCGUGGUCAGGCGCCACCGCAGCCGCAGCAGCACAUGCCACCGGUCGAGCCGCCCCGGCACCCCGGCUCGCCCAUAAUCACGAGCACGCAACCCAUGCCCGGCCACCCCAUGCCCACGGGCCUUAUGCAACAGAAUCCGAAACCGCCGCCGCUCGGCAACCAGUCCUGGAAGAGCAAUGAGGCGCGCAGGCCGAAGACCUACAACUGCACGGCGUGCAACAAGUGGUUCACCAGCUCGGGCCACCUCAAGAGGCACUACAACACGACGCUCCACAAGAACGCAGUCAAGCAGAGCAACCAGCCCGAUCCGGCGAAUAUGCCCAUCAGCGCGCACCACCAUCCCGGUCGGGAUAACAACUCCCGGGGGGCCGGCGCCGCAGCCAGCCGCCACUCACCAGAACUCUCCUCAUCAAGCAGUCCCCCAAACUUGAUGGCAGGUCCCUCGGGCGAGGCAACGAGGGGCCUGCUCCACACGCCCACCACCAGCAGCAGCACCACCAACACGGCCAUCUUCAGCAGCAACAACAGCAGUUCGAGCAACAGCAGCGAGGCUACGGCGGUCCAGACAGCACUGGGCCAGAAGGCGCUGGAACAGCAGCAGCAGCACCUCCACCACCAACAGCAGCAGCAGCAGCAACACCACCCGUCUUCAACGGUCAUGCUGGCCUCCAAUCUAAUGUAUCUCGGUUCUCCGGCAUCCUCUCCGAUGGCCCAGGUCCAGCAGCAUCAUCAUCAGCAAAUGGGUUCGCCAUCCCCCCAGCUAGGCCAGCAGCAGCAGCACCUCCACCACCACCAUCAACAACAGCAGCAGCAGCAGCAGGCUCGCAACCUGCCAAUGGCUUCGCCCUCGCAAAUCGCGGGAUCGGCGCACCAUCCCAUGAAUUCGCCCAUGUCGCCCAUGCAGCAGCACCCGGGCCACAUGAAUUCGCCUUCGCCAAUGGCUUCGCACCACCACCACCACAUGAACUCGCCUUCGCCCAUAAUGGCGGGAGUGGUCCCAUCGGCGAUGGCUUCGCCGCCACCGCCGGGUCCCAUGAUGGGGGGUACUUCGAUGCCUCAUCAGCCGUACCCAAACGCCUUGCCCCCCCACGUUACAACUAUUACCAGCAUCCCGGGCCUGCUGGAGUCUAUUACCAACCAGCUAACAACUACUGGUAACCCCGACAUGCACACUAUGUCGACGACUCCGCAGCAGCAACAGCACCAGGAGAUGCUUCCCAGUUUUGGCACCUUCAGCAACCACCAACAGCAGCAGCAGCAGCCGCAGCAGAAACCGUUGCCGGGCUUCACGCAGUUCGGCAGCAUCGCCAACGGGUUCAUAGUAGGCCAGAGCCAAAUGCAGGCCGUUAACGUGGGGGGGCUUAGUCCCGAGGAGAACGCACCUCCUCAAGAGAGAUCGUUCGAGUCACCGACCUCGAGCUACGACGUGUACGGCAGGGGUUCGCCACCCCGAUACGAGUGCCUCGGCGGCAUGGAGAUGAUGCAGACCACCAUCGACGGGCCCAUCAUCGUCAACUCGUACUCGGAGCUCCAAGGCCAUCAGCCGCAGCAGCAACAACAGGAGACGAACAACAACCUGCCACAGAUGACACCUAAGGAGGAGCUCAAUCCCAACAUCGUUAGUAAGGCUAAGGGUGGCAAGGGAAGGAGCCGCAAGCUCGCGACGAAGGAGCAGCAGGUAACCAGCACAAACACCAACGGCUCGCACUACAUAUCGGAGAACGGACUGCACAAGUGCAUCGAGUGCGACAAGGUGUUCAACAAGGCCUGCUACCUGACCCAGCACAACAAAAGCUUCCACUCGGGCGACAAGCCCUUCAAGUGCAACAUGUGCGGCAAGCGCUUUCCCCACGAGUACCUGCACGCCGAGCACCUGCAGAAGCACGCCGGCGACAAGCCCUACAAGUGCGAGAUCUGCCCGAAACAGUUCAACCACAAGACCGACCUCAGGCGGCACAUGUGCCUCCACACCGGCGAAAAGCCGUACGCCUGUGAUAAAUGCGGCAAGGGCUUCAUACGCAAGGACCACAUGAUGAAGCACCUCGAGACGCACAAGAAAAAGUCCAACAACCAUCACAAGGUCCACUUGAGGGCGUGAGGACGCGAGAGGCGAGGCGGACCGAGAUCAGCGAGAUACAGAGGGUAAUUUUUGCUUAACAAAGGCGGACGCUCUAAACUGUACCACUCGCGGUACCACUCGCGUUCUCGCGCGCACACACACACAAACACACACACACCUACACGUUCACGCGAACGAAUAUAAAAGAGCAAGGCUGCGUCCACGCAGAGACGGUGGGCCGGUAGCGUUUUACCUAUACACAGGUGUACCUUAUACAUAUACACACAAUCGGUACGCCGAAUUGUGCCUGUGUGGACGCAGCCUAGGCGAACAGAUAUUCGGAAAUAUUGUUUAUAGAAGGGAACUACAUAGGCGACUUCCCGCGACAAAUGGCCCACUUAGCGGGUGCGCUUUUACACGCUGUCCGAUGCGCGGUACUCGGGGUCGAUCGGAGGCUUGAACUCUCUCUCUCUCUCUCUCUCUCUCUCUCUCUCUCUCUCUCUCUCUCUUUAUUUUGCGUCUACCACAUUAGGGCUCGCUCGACUCGGUGGACCGCGCCUUAUUAUAUGUAGGGGACAUGCGCAAGAGUGUGUGCCAUAGAUGCCAUAGAAAUAAGAUUAUAAGCGGUAUGAGAGAAGCAACAAAAAAAUUAUACACAGAUAAAAACUUCGAAGCUUAUGAAUUGUACAAAAUACGUUAAAUAUAUGAUAAAAGUACGUAUAAAUAUAGAUAUAAAUAUAUAUGAUGACGAUGAUGAUGAUUGUAAUUGUUAAAGUAACGCCUAGACGAGACAGUCAAAUCGCCAAAGUAACUUUUUUUAAAUAUAAAGAUUGCAUAACUCCGGAGCCAAUUCGAAAAAACUGGCCGGUUCGAUCAUUGUUUCGCCUAUUUUUGUAAAAUAAAAAUAAAAAUCUUUUAAAAUUAUUUUCUUGCUUGCAAAAUCACAAUUUUUAUUUCUCUAAAAACGCAACCCAACCUGUUGUUAACUUUAACGACCCUUCCUUCUAUCGCCCUCAGUUUAGAUUUUCAAAAGGUUAACUUGGCGACAGCUGCGUACACGCGCGCGCGCGCACACACACACGCAUGGGCGAGAACUGUGCGAAGAAAAGAUUAAGUUAAUUUUGGUCUAGUUGUCACUCUGAAAUCUAAUAAUUGCAUACUUUGUGCGCGUAUGUGUAGAUUACAUCGGAAUAUAAAAGUGAAAUUAUGUCGUCUGGCAGUCUAAUGAAAAACUGUUAAUUAUAUAUACAUUCGGUGUGUGAACAAUUAUAAGGUAGCCAAUCGCUGAUCGACGAAUCGAUUGUUUAAAUUAAAUUGUACAAAGUCCCAUAUAGCGAACGCGAGCUACAUAGAGCACUGUCACGAAAGAAGUAAGAAAAGAGUCAUUUGUGAUAAAAAAAAAGAAAAGAAAUAUGUCGAUCGAAGCUCAGAAAAUGCUGCAUUCCUAAACAUUCCAGAAAAGAAGUUUUACAUAUAAAAGAAGAUAUAAUGCUAAAUACGUCUCCUUUUUUAUUUUUUCUCUCGUUGUAUAAACCUUCAAUUUUAAGCACGCACAAAAUAGAUGUCCUAAGUCAUUGACCGGAAAAUUGUGGCGUUUUUUUACAAAAGAAAAGUGACGUUACUUACUAAAAGGAUUAUUUUAGCCUUCAACGCACAUAACUGUUUUUUUUAAAUCAAUACGUGAUAAUUGUUUUUAUAUAUUAGAGAGAUUGUUGACGGAUGAUUUUUUUUAUAAAAUAAUAUUUUCCAUGUACCAAAAAACGCUGCGAAUUCUGUAUUUGCAAUUUAAAAAAAGAAAAAAAAAAGAAAAUUGAAAGAAAACGAGUGAAGCGUUGAUCUCGGCGUAAAGGAAUACUCUUUCGUACUUGUUUUUGUUGAUCGUUGUAUAAUUAUCGGUCGUUCUCUACCAAGUGUUCAUGCGUUUUUAGCUUACUUGUUAAUGUUCGAGCAUUGUUUCCUCCUCCCUUUUGACUAUUAUUAACAUAAUAUUCGUUUGUUAAAAGUAAUGUUCUUAAACAUAUAAUUCUUUGUUCGUUUUUUUCCAAAUUAUUCGUGUAUAGUAUAUCUGUCUGAUGAAAAAGAUCGGCUUGGCAUAUAAUCAGAUCACAUACUAAAAAUCGGGCUGUUUUUCGUAAGGUCUUUGAAAUCAAUUAGCUCUUAUAUUAUAUUAUAUUGAUGGAUUAAAAUAUUUCGAUGGAUCGAGGUCUGCCGUAUAUACAUAUACAUAUAAUAUUGUACAUAUAUGAUAGAUGAAUGCGAAGCGAAACACGUACACAUACACACACACACACACACACACACACCGGAUUUAAGUUUUUUUAUUGUAUUAAACGAUAACGAAUUAUAUAGCCUCUUGCCACUUUACUGCGUGUAGACGUAUAUAAUAUAGGAGAAGAAAAAAGUAAUAAACGCACCCAGAACAGACUACCUCAAGAGUUCAGGAAUUAUAAAACGACGAAUGAAAGGAAGGAGAAAGCUAAUAACACGAAUGAAAAAGCCAAUGCAAUAAUAAUAGUAAUAAUAAUAAUUAUAAUGAUAAUAGUAAUGACGAUAAUAGUAUUUGAGUCGGUCUCCAAUCUUUGUUAAACUUUCCGAAUCUUUUCGGUCGAGUCGAAAUUCGUUGUAAAGCGUCGAUCCGUUUCGAUAAAUCGGCGCGCAAAGGACCUUUAUAUGAAUACUUAAUAUGCAAUGGUGCAAAAGUAGCAGAGUUUCUACUGAUGAAAAUUGAAAAAUAAAAAGAUAAACUCGUAGCGCAGCGUGGAGAAAUUUUUUACAAAACAAACCUAGAGUGCGAUCGAAAUGAGCUGGACAGAAGAAGAGACGGAAAGAGAAGAUUAUAGAUCGACGUAAUGAUUAUAUAGUGAACAUAUCAAGCAGUAUUACCGUAUAUACUCAGUUUGUAUAAAAUAGGAAUUAUAUGAGGAAGAGGAGGAGAAAAAAGCAAGUAAUACGGCAUUGGGAGACAGAGGACUAUCAGUAGCAGAGAGCGAGACGAUCGGUAUAUCACUAGCGUAUUUCUACUCGAUCCAUAUCAUUGAUAGGCGUGAAAAGACGUUUUCUACAAAAUCUUUCUUAUCGUUUGUACGGUUGACGCGCAAGUUCAUAGGGUUGUAUAGGCCGCAUCGCGAUUGAAUCAUUCAUUGGGCAUUCCUUUCGAGUCGGCGGUGCAUCGCGGAUGAGUCCGCUGGGAUGUCGCGCUUGCUCGCCCGCUCGCUCGAGAGAAACAAAGGGAUCGCGAGAAAUUGGCGGCGAUCUUCGCUCCGCAGCGAAAUGGGCAUUCCCUCGAGAUUUCAUAGUGAGAUAUAUAUAUAUGUGUGUGUGUGUGUGUGUGUGUGUGAGUGUGAGUGUGUGUAUGUAUAGCGACUACGUUGAAUAAAUAGCACGUCGCCGGCGGAAAUUCCUUAAACUCGCACGCGCACAAAGAGCCUGCCAACGAUGCAGCAGCAGCAGCGAGCGAUUUCGAGGAACUUUCCUUUCACUCUCUCGCGGGCGAGCCCGCCGCGAUUGCGAGUCCUCUUACACAUUAUGCGCUCGCGCGACAAUCGCGGCGAGCCCGUGGACGCAUGCCGUCGGCUACUCGAAAUCGCUCCGCCCUGCCCUGCACAAGCGCCGGACUACGCCAUGUAGGCAUGUACCAGAGCACGCCAUUUUUGCACGCGGCAAUAACACGCGACCGAAAUCGAUCCUGCGCCAGCGGUAGAGCGAUGUGUGUCGAGCGCACGUGUAAUUACCGUACUUCCCCUUUUCUAUUCACUUGUGCCAUACGACUUGAGGAAGAGCGGAAGGAGAAAAAUAAGCGACGGAACGAUCAGAGACAGAUCAUACUAUUAUUAUGUUGUGAGGCGAUAGACGCAGCGGCGAUAUGUAAUAUGUACGUAUAACACUAAUUAUUUAACGUCACGUGGUUUCUGUUCCUGUAUAACGACGCCGGUCAAGAGCGCGAGAGGUUGAACGCAAAAGAUUGUGCGAGAGAAAGUGAAUGAGUGUCCAGCACUCUAUGACCGAUGCUGGAUGAAAGUAUAUUCGCGAACUGUAUUAUUUGAUGUGCGUUUAAUUUUGUUUUUAUAAAUAUAUUUUAUUUCUCAAACCUGA